GAUGAGAUCGGCGGAGCCCCGCCCGCCGGGCCCUGCGCCGUGCGGUGCUGCGCAGAGCGGGGCCGCCAUGAGCGAGGAGCGGCUGCGACGGGUGCGGGACCGCGUGCGGCCCUUCCCCGACUUCCCGGUGCCCGGCGUGCUCUUCCGCGAUAUCAGCCCCCUGCUGAAGGAUCCCGCCGCAUUCAGGGCUCUGAUUGAUCUUCUGGAAGAUCAUUUGAGGGUAUCUCACCCCAAAAUCGACUUAAUUGCGGGUCUGGACUCCCGUGGCUUCCUUAUAGGCCCUCCUCUGGCUCAGAGACUGGGGAUCGGCUUCGUGCUGAUAAGGAAAAAGGGGAAACUUCCUGGUCCAACUGAGUCCAUCUCCUACGCUCUUGAGUAUGGCAAGGCUGAACUCGAAAUCCAGAGCGACGCAGUGGAAGCAGGACAGAAAGUAGUUAUUGUAGAUGACCUGCUUGCGACUGGAGGCACCAUGUAUGCAGCCUGUGAGCUGGUGAAGAGGCUGAAGGCUGAGGUGCUGGAGUGCCUGGUGAUCAUAGAGCUAAAACUCCUCAAAGGGUCAGAAAAGCUCAAGUCCAUCCCUUUGUACUCCCUCCUGCAGUAUGACUGAGGAGGAGCAUCCCUGCUACUUAGGGAAUGCACGCUCGGAGCUGUGCACAAGUUUAGGGUCUUAUUCAGUGACUCUUGAUGUCGUAAAGGGAUGUGGGGGGGGGGAAACCUACAAUUUUCAUCCUGGCCAGCUGCUAUAUAAUCACAAGUCCUAUUAAUUUUCCAAGCCACAGAUUAAGGUGUGUUGAGUAUAAGGAUCCUUUCUGGAGUUCAUCCUCUUGGAAGAAGGAUCUAGGGGAUCUGUUCUAGGGGAUGGAGACUAAGAUGGAAGCUGUCUCUCUUCCAUUAGUCCUUAGUGGAUUUGCAAAACUAGGAGCAAUUUGCAUCAUGAGAAGUAUCCCAGAGCUGGGUGACAGGCAGUGAGGAUGUGGGUCAUGCAUGAGCUCAGGGCUCUUCACCUCCCUUCUGUCCAUCACGUACCAAAGCCUGCAGCUCCAGCCAGGGCUGGCACCUUUUGGUUAGCAAAAAUUCCCUGUAUACUGCAACUUAUGCAAGUCCCUGUUCUGCUGCAUUCUUCUUGGGGCACCAGGGUGUUGACAGGACAAUGCCAUCUGGAGUCUGUUCUUGUUGGGAUGUUUUGGUGUCAGGGUGUUUUGGGCACAGGGAAGAAAGAAAACAUGUUAGUUUACUCAUGAGCUCCAGCUCUCAUUCAGGUUGUGUAAUGGGUGACAUGGGGUUUGAAGAUGCUCCUUCUUGCAUGGUGCAGUUUGAUCACUAAAACUCAGUAUGCCAACACUUUCACAUGACUGGAAGCACGAGGGACUGUGUCCCUGUCCUAGCAGGGACUGAACUCACUCAUAAAAUAAAUAGUCACUUUUUAUUCUUUUCUAAA
Molecule: messenger RNA, 1438 nt
Organism: Pezoporus occidentalis (night parrot)
Lineage: Eukaryota; Metazoa; Chordata; Aves; Psittaciformes; Psittacidae
Gene: APRT
Product: adenine phosphoribosyltransferase
Exons: 5
Coding region: 2-607 (201 amino acids)
Biological process (GO): adenine salvage; AMP salvage
Cellular component (GO): cytoplasm
Molecular function (GO): AMP binding; adenine binding; adenine phosphoribosyltransferase activity
Source: RefSeq, a predicted model, not a curated record